CAAAAGGUUUUUAGAACAGUUGACAUUAGUAACAUAACCAGUGAUAAUAACCUUAAGAUAUUGCAGAAUGAUGAAAAUAUUGUAGGCACUGUUGUGACAAAGAUUGCAUACAAUGAUGAACGUGACCAGGAUGGGGCAUUCAUUCAAGCCAUCUUUUGGGCUUACUAUAGCACAAUUUCAAUGUUCUCAGUAGCAAAAGACGUUUUAUUAAUUGAUGCAACGUAUAAAAUUAAUCAGUUUUCUAUGCCCUUAAUUGUUAUUUGUGCCAUUGAUCAGUUUGGAUCAACAUACCCACUAGCCUUUGCACUUGUUUAUUCAGAGACUUAUGAAUUUUAUUAUUGGGUAAUGCGACAAUUGAGCCAAACAUUAACUAAAUUAAUAGGUGAUGCGCAAGUAUCAACCUUCAUAACAGAUCAAGAAUUGGCUUUAAUGGCAGCAAUUUCUUUAGUAUUUCCUCACGCAAGACACCAGUUGUGCAUUUGGCAUAUUUUCAAAAAUAUUCGGAAUAAGUAA
Molecule: messenger RNA, 513 nt
Organism: Racocetra persica
Lineage: Eukaryota; Fungi; Glomeromycota; Glomeromycetes; Diversisporales; Gigasporaceae
Source: the annotation of a GenBank genome assembly